Messenger RNA from Halteromyces radiatus, 3650 nucleotides. Its product is annotated as Metalloenzyme, LuxS/M16 peptidase-like protein. Gene Ontology annotation, biological process: peptide catabolic process. The coding region runs from base 235 to 3552 and encodes 1105 amino acids. The record is from RefSeq and is a predicted model, not a curated record. Gene Ontology annotation, molecular function: metal ion binding; metalloendopeptidase activity. The transcript is spliced from 14 exons. Gene Ontology annotation, cellular component: mitochondrion; cytosol. Lineage: Eukaryota; Fungi; Mucoromycota; Mucoromycetes; Mucorales; Cunninghamellaceae.
UCUUUUUUUCCUUCUUUUCCUUUUCUUAUAUAUAUACAUAUAUAUAUAUAUAUUAUCUUCCUUUUACUUAUUCUGUAUUAUUUUUUUUUUGUUUGUGGGGUUUUGAUUCUCGACUUUGAACAUUCGUAUACUGGGUUUCACGCAUAAAAUUCUACUUUAUCUUUCUUUUUAUUCAUAUCGAUAAAUUAUCUAUUCUCAUUCCUAUUACGACCAUACAACAACGUAUCAAUACUUAUGCCAUCUACCGAAACUUCAUCAGAUUGGAAACUGUCAACUUCGGGUACUUAUUGGGUUUAUACUCGUCCUUUGGAGAAGUCGGAUAAUGAUGAUCGCGAUUAUCGUUUGAUCAAGUUGGCAAACAAUGAUUUAGAAGUUUUAUUGGUACAUGACAAGGAUACGGACAAAUCAAGUGCUGCUUUAGAUGUUCAUGUGGGUCAUUUAAGCGAUCCUGUUGAUCUACAAGGCUUAGCCCAUUUUUGUGAACAUCUAUUAUUUAUGGGUACUGAAAAGUAUCCCAAGGAAAAUGAUUAUAAUCAGUAUCUCUCGGAACAUUCUGGAUUCUCGAAUGCAUUUACUGGCGUAGAAGACACUAAUUACUAUUUUGAAGUGGGACACGAAUAUUUGGAAGGCGCUUUGGAUCGAUUUGCUCAAUUCUUUAUAAGUCCUUUAUUUUCGGAUACAUGUACUGAAAGGGAAUUGAAGGCGGUGGAUUCAGAACACAAGAAAAAUCGACAACAAGAUAGUUGGCGUAUGUUUCAAUUAGAAAAGUCUCUUAGCAAUCCAGAUCAUCCUUAUUGUCAUUUUGGUACUGGUAAUUUGGAAACUCUUAGUGAGCAACCCAAACGAUUAGGCAAGGAUAUUAGAGAUGAAUUAUUGAAAUUUCAUGAUGAUUACUAUUCUGCUAAUAUUAUGAAACUAUGUAUCUUUGGUCGAGAAUCAUUGGAUACUUUGACUGAAUGGGCAGUGGACAAAUUCAAUGGUGUUCGCAAUAAAAACAUAUCUCCUCCAAGCUUUGAAGGUCAUCCUUUGACCGAAAAGGAACUGAAGAAGCAAAUCUUUAUCAAACCUGUCAAGGAUGUACGAUCUUUGGAAAUGACUUUUCCAUUCCCUGAUCAACGACCUCUAUAUGAAGUACAGCCCGGUCGUUAUAUUUCUCAUCUGAUUGGUCAUGAAGGAAAAGGAUCCAUUUUGUCACUAUUAAAGAAACAUCGAUGGGCAAAUUACUUACAAGUAGGAACAAUUCAUGGUGGCAUUGGAUUUGAAUUUUUACGUAUAAGUGUGGAUUUGACAGAAGAAGGUUUAGCCAAUUAUGAAAAGGUGGUAUUGGUGAUCUUCAAGUAUAUCGAUCUUCUCAAGAACCAUGGUGUACGGGAAUCCACUUUUCGUGAAGUUCAAUCUUUGGCAUCUUUGGCAUUUCGUUUUAAGGAAAAGUAUCCACCAUCCCAAUACACAUCUCGUCUCGCUGGUUUGAUGCAACAUGGUUAUCCUUCCGAAUAUAUCCUCAGUGGUCCUAGUCUUAUCCGUGAUUAUGAUGCCAAGUCGAUCGAAGAGAAUCUGAAAUGGCUGGGUCCUGAUAAUUUCCGUAUCAUGCUGGCAAGUCAAACUCCACCUAAGGACAUUUCAUUCACCAAACGCGAAAAGUGGUAUGAUACUGAAUACGAGGUGGUGGACUUUAAUCCUUCCUUGAUUGAAACUUUGAAGAACCUUGAAGCUGAUCCUGAACUUCAAUUGCCAGAAGCCAACGCAUUUGUACCUACAAACUUUGAAACUGACAAGAAGGAUGUCAAACAACCAAUCAAGAAACCUGAACUUAUUGCAAACGACUCUCGCCUCCGCUUAUGGCACAAGAAAGAUGACACUUUUUGGGUACCAAGAGCCAAUGUUUGGAUUUUAUUUAGAAGCCCUCUAGCUUAUGCGACACCCUCCAACUGUGUAAAAACAAGAUUAUUUACCGAUAUACUGAAGGACUCUUUGAAUGAAUAUGCUUAUGAUGCUGAAGUUGCAGGUUUAUGUUACAAUAUUGAAAACCAAUUGGAAGGAAUGCUUCUUGCCAUUGGAGGAUACAACGAUAAACUUGCAGUACUUUUGGAAAAAGUGAUCAGAAAAAUGCGCGAUAUUGAAAUCGAUGGAGAAAGAUUCAAACUACUCAAAGAUCAACUUCGUCGCUCUUACAAGAACUUUUCUUUGGAACCACCUUACCAACAUGCACUUUAUUAUUUAUCCUACUUUACACAAGACAAAAUGUGGACAACUGCUGAGAAACUCAAGGAAUUGGAUGCCAUCACUGCUGAAGAUAUACAAGCCUUUUAUCCUACUAUUUUGUCCCAUUUACAUCUGGAAGCAUUAGUCCACGGUAAUGUGAAGAAGGAACAAGCUCAAAUAAUGCUCAAGUCUGUAUUGGAUAUUUUGAACCCCAAGGAACUUUUACCAAGUCAACUUAUUGGACAUAGAAGCUUAAUUCUUCCAGAAGGUACCAAAUGGGUGUAUCAACGUCAAGUAGAAGAUCCAAACAAUGUUAAUUCUGGUAUCGAAUACUUAAUUCAAGUUGGAAAUGUGACUCAAACUAGCCUUCGUGCUCGACUUAGCUUAUUGGCCCAAAUCGCUCAAGAACCUUGUUUUGAUCAACUACGUACAAAGGAACAAUUAGGCUAUUUGGUUUUCAGUGGUGUACGAAAACAAACUGGAUCAAUGGGUAUGCGUUUUAUUAUUCAAAGUGAAAGAGAUACCGUCUACCUGGAAAAUCGUAUUGAAGAUUUCUUGGAAAAACUAAAAGCUCUGGUGGAAAAAAUGUCAACUGAAGAAUAUAAAGCUCAAGUGCAAUCUCUCAUAUUUAAAAAACUUGAAAAGGAUAAGAAUCUUGGUCAAGAAGGUGGAAAAUAUUGGGCUCAUAUUCACUCUGGUUAUUAUGAAUUUGAUCAAGUCGACAAAGAUGUACAGGAACUCAAUAAGAUCACCAAAGAAUCGUUAUUAGAAUUUAUGGACAAAUAUAUCAACCCAUCAUCACCAAAUAUCCGCAAAUUAUCCGUACAUCUUCAAUCUCAAAAGGUACCUCCUACAUCAUCUUACAAGGUCAACAUUGAAUCCCUUCAUACAUGCUUAGUGGCUCAAGGCGUAACUCGACUUAGUAUUGAUGAUCUUCGUGCAGCAGUGGAACGUGGUGAUACUGGAGAAUCAUCUAUUCAAGCCAUUCUACGUGAAAUGUUGAUUGAUGAAACAAAGGCCGAAGAAUCUGAAAUUGAAGCCCUUAUGGCUAAACUAGUAACAGCUAUGCGGAUGACACCCUCAGCAACUGACAGGAACGGUACAGGCAAGGAAAACAACACACCGGAUGAUACAAUCAAUGGUUCCUUUGUGACAGUGGAUAGCAAGAAAACAGCACGACGGUUAUCAUUGAUGAAUGGCGACUCUAUUGAUAUGGAUAGUAGUGGCCAAUCUACUCCCAUUCGUGAUCAUUCUAAACUUCCUGAUGGCAAUAUUGUGAUUCUGGAUUCUGUACAAUUCAAGACCAAGAUGGAAUUGAGCCCUGCCGCGGUGCCUUUGAUUGAUUUUUAGAAAGAAAAAAAAAAUUACAUUCUUAUCAUUAGUCCUCCUUCGUUUUUAUUAUAGUUUAUCUGCUCUCUUUUUAACUGCAUUUUGAUUGUAUUGUCCAC